AUGAAGGGAGGUGGUUUUUAUAAAGGAACAAGUACAGAACAAACUCCUUUUUUUGGUGAUAAGGAAAAAAAGUUAAUUGAAAAAAUGAAAUGGCCAGAAAUUUAUAAUCGUCAAAUUGAUGUAAAUAAAAUUAAUUUUAAUAUAGUAGAAAAAUGGAUAAAUAAAAGAUUAACUGAAAUUUUAGGUUUUGAAGAUGAUAUUUUAUUUGAUUAUUGUAUAUCUCAAUUAAAAUAUUCAAAAGAGAAAAAAGAUGAUGAAGAACAUAAUUAUUUGAAUGCAAAAAAAUUAAAAAUAAAUUUAACAGGAUUUAUAGGAAAUAAGAAAAGUGAAAUUUUUGUUAAAGAAUUAUUAGAAUUAUUAAUAUCUAAUGAAGAAAACGAUGAAAAUAUUUUAAAUACAUUAAUUGAAGACAAAAAAAAUGAAAUAGAAGAAGUUAAAAAUCAAAAUGAAAUUAUAAAAAAAAAUAUAGAAAGUAUUAAAAAUAUAUAUAUAGAAAAUGAAAAUAAAGAAAAGAAUGAAUUUUUCCAUAGUGAGAGAUGUGAAUUAAAUGAAGAUAGUGAAAAUAGUAAUGUUAAAAAUUUCAAGGAUAAGCAUAAAGAUAAAAUUAAAGAGAAUAAUAAAAAUUCUUUGGAUGAAAUUUAUAAUAAAAAAAAAAGAAAUGAACAUGUAAGUUUAUCAUGUACACAAUCUUCUUUAUCAUAUCAAGAUUCAGACUCAGAUUUUAGUAAAAGUGAAAAACAUAGAAAAUAUAAACAUAAAGAUUUAAAAAAGAAAAGAAAUAAACAUAGUAGAAAGUAUUCUUCAAGCGAUCAUAGUACUAGUAAUACACUAUCAUAUAGUGACACAUCAGAAUAUAAAAAAAGAAGAAAAACAAGUUAUUCGAGCUAUGAAAGAAAAAGUAAUGAAGACCAUUAUAGUAAGCAUGAUAUAGAUAAAAAAAGAGAAGAAAAAAGAAAAAGAGAAAGAAAAAGAGAAAGAGAAAAAGAAAGAGAAAGAGAAAGAGGAAGGGAAAAAGAUAGAGAAAGAAAAAGGAAAAAAGAAAGAAAUAUUGAGAGAAAUAGAAAGAGGGAAAGAGAAUUAGAGAGAGAUAGAAAAAGAGAAAGAGAAGAUGAAAAGAGAAGAAAAAGAGAAAGAGAAAAAAAAAGAGAUAGAGAUAGAAAUAGAGAAAAGAGAAAAAAAGAAGAGGAGAGAAAAAAGCUAAAAGAAAUAUAUGAUGAUGAAAUGAAAUCAAUUAGUAUAUCUAACAGUGAUGAAGACAGUGAACAUAUAAUGUUAAAAAAAAAUGAAAAUAAAAAUUCCUUAAAAGAUGAUAGUUCUACUAGCUCAGAAGAAAGUAAUUCAAUUAGUGAUUCAUCAAUGUCCUUAAAUGUUAUGAAAAGUAAACAAAAGAAAGAAGUAGAUAUUGUAAAUAAUAAAAAUAAUAAAGAUUGUAUGAAGGAAAAAGAAAACAGGAAUUUAAAAUCUUGUAAAGAGAGUAAAAUAAAAGAAAUAGACAUUAUACUAAAGAAAAAAAGUUACAAAAAUUCUAAAAAAAAACUAAGAGCUUGGUCAUCAUCAGAAAGUGAAAACAUAGAAGAAAAAUAA
Molecule: messenger RNA, 1584 nt
Organism: Plasmodium gallinaceum
Lineage: Eukaryota; Apicomplexa; Aconoidasida; Haemosporida; Plasmodiidae
Product: pre-mRNA splicing factor, putative
Exons: 6
Coding region: 1-1584 (527 amino acids)
Biological process (GO): regulation of mRNA splicing, via spliceosome; mRNA processing
Cellular component (GO): spliceosomal complex
Molecular function (GO): RNA binding
Source: RefSeq, a predicted model, not a curated record